Olea europaea var. sylvestris is the source of this 1299-nucleotide messenger RNA. RefSeq names its product hydroxyproline O-galactosyltransferase GALT6-like. Gene Ontology annotation, molecular function: carbohydrate binding. The transcript is spliced from 2 exons. The annotation marks the transcript as partial. NCBI's taxonomy places the organism in Eukaryota, Viridiplantae, Streptophyta, Magnoliopsida, Lamiales, Oleaceae. The record is from RefSeq and is a predicted model, not a curated record.
GCGGUUGCAUUGUUGCGUUGCUAACCUACCUCUAUCUGGGUACAUCUCUCUGUUUACUUGGGUUUUUCGUUCGUUUCUGAGUUGGUUUGUUUUGCCGUUUUAUGAAAGUUGGAAAGUUUUGCAGUAAUUUUUUGUAGUAAUGAUCACAGUCUUUUGAACUUGAAGCAGGUGGUUCUUUUUCUUUUCCCUUUUCUUCAGCUAAAAAUUUGAUCAAAGAUGAGGAGGCCAAAAUUGGAAUUGUUCUUUUCGCUGAGACGGAAAAGAUCAAUUCAAAUUCUUUUUUUUGUUGCAUUUUUGUACAUGCUUUUGGUGAGUUUUGAAGUCCCCUACGUGGUAAAAAAUGGGUUUGGUUCAGUUUCGCAAGAGGGGAUUUUGAAUAGUAAUAAUGAGUUUUUGAAUUACAAGCCUUUUGUGCUGGAAAGUGAGGAAAAUUUGGAGGUAAAAGAGGCCCCUAUACGACCUCAUGAUGUACCUUUUAAGGUUUCUAACCAUUCGAAACACGAGAGGAAAAUCCAAGAGUUUGUUAGAGUACCGUUGUCAAGUUUGAAUUUCAGUGCUGGCAUUGUGAAUUCAAUCCCGGAAAAUGGGAUAUUAGAGUCAGCGAAAGAGGCCCUUGAGAUUGGCGGUAAGGUCUGGCAGGACCUUGAACUCGAAAAGAUGGGUGACAAAAAGAUAUGGAAAAAUAAUAAUGGGAGUGUUACUUCUGAUGUGAAUAAAAGAGAAAACAAGGAGUGCCCACAAUCGUUAGUUAUAAGGGGGGAUGUGUUUGAGACAAAGGGGAAAGUGAUGGUGUUGCCAUGUGGUCUAACAUUGGGGUCACAUAUAACGGUGGUGGGGAAGCCGAGGGUAGCCCACGCAGAGACUGAUCCAAAGAUUUCGCUGUUGAAGAAGGGACAGUACUUGAUGGUUUCACAGUUUAUGAUGGAGUUGCAGGGGUUGAGGAUAGUGGAUGGAGAGGACCCUCCAAGGAUCCUGCAUUUUAAUCCUCGGGUGAAGGGAGAUUGGAGUGGGAAGCCUGUAAUUGAGCAAAACAGUUGUUACAGGAUGCAGUGGGGCACUGCUCAGCGGUGUGAUGGGAGGAAGUCACGGGCCGAUGAGGAGACUGUGGAUGGUUUGGUUAAAUGUGAAAAGUGGAUUAGAGAUGAUGAGAAUGGUUCUGAUGAAUCAAAGAUAACAUGGUGGUUAAACCGGUUAAUAGGCCGAACGCCGAAGAGGAUGGAUGUUGAUUGGGCAUUCCCAUUUGCAGAAGGCAAGUUAUUUGUCCUAACUCUUAGAGCUAGCUUGGAGGGGUACCAUGUG